AUGUGUGCGCACCUCCAAGCCACGGCCAGGGAUGCAGCACGAGCAGCAUCGGCGCAGUGGAGCAUCAUCUUGGUGGGGGCUCUCCACGUAGACUGGCACCAGCUGGGGCGGUACCCCUUCAGGACGCGGCGGAGCGAGUUCUCACCCAGGAGAAGAGACGACGCACUGGGUUCAUGGCUGGCAAUGAUGCUGACGUACACCUGCUGUGUGGGCCUUACUUACGGCGUCGUGGGCGCCACUCGUAAGAGCUGGGACUACGUUGUCUCGUCGUCCUUGCUGCACCUGCUGCUGUGCAUCAUAAUCAACCAAGCCUUUCCGGUCAACUGGAUCUGGUGGUUGACAAUUCUGUUGGCCUCAAUCAUCUUGUCGGUGGUUUCGGAGGUGGUCAACUAUUACCUGCGGGACAUGCGUGAAAUUGCACUGCCAAGCUUGGAGAGCUCCUCCUGA
Volvox carteri f. nagariensis is the source of this 447-nucleotide messenger RNA. RefSeq lists its product as uncharacterized. The coding region runs from base 1 to 447 and encodes 148 amino acids. The transcript is spliced from 6 exons. NCBI's taxonomy places the organism in Eukaryota, Viridiplantae, Chlorophyta, Chlorophyceae, Chlamydomonadales, Volvocaceae. The record is from RefSeq and is a predicted model, not a curated record.